AUGACCAAGAAUCGUCCUCCAUCUCGACUCUUUUCGUGGUUAUCACAAUGGACUCGUCGAUAUAGCAGUAGUGAUGAUUCACCUUCUUGCGACGAUACAUCAUCACCCUCUUCUUAUUCACAACCACCACAACCACAACCACAAGUAACAAGCACUGAACCUAUUAAUGUACCACGUCCUUCGAUUACGUUAUCAGUGGCUGGUACCAUCGAUACUUGUUUUUAUUCGACUUCCUCCUUCCAUUCUUCUACCAACAAUCCUUCAUGUUCCAGUAGUCCACGACGUGCAUCGGCCAUGAAUGAAAUAUGGAAAGGCAACGAAGACCCGCUGAUCACUACAACAGCGACGAAUGGCCAUCAUGCAGCAGCAGCAACAACUGUUUCAUUGGGAGCCAGCUAUCCUGAGAAGCGAUUAUCGUUUCAUCAUCAUCAUCAUCAUCAUCCUCAUCAUACCAGCAUGUCUGUAUCACCUUGUUCACCACCAGCAUCUGUACAUCGACCUUCAUCCGUAUUUUCAUUACCUCCACCCAAUACUACUACGACUCGUACCAAUCGAGAUGACGUUAGACCUCCUCGUUUGUCAUAUGACAUGGAUGUUGUGCUUUCACCCACAUUACUAUCCAACAACAACAACAACAACAACCAUCAUUAUCAACAUCAUCAUAGCAUGACUCCAUCCACUACUACUCACCAUAAACAAGAGGAUGUGGUCGAGGAAAAACCCAAGAAGAUCAAGAUCAAGGAUUCAUCAUGGCCACGCGCUGAUCGCAUGAUUAUCCGCCAAGAAUUAGUGCGUCUUGCUUUAGAUGGGUUGUUUUAUAGUCCUGUGAAUCUCUCGGACCCCUCCAAAGAAAGAAAGAUCUUGCAUAUUGGCUGCGGUGAUGGAUCAUGGUGUAUGGACAUGGCAAAGAAAUACAAGCAUUGUUGGGUAUUAGGCAUGGAUGAACGUGAUGUAUUGGAUCGACACAAGACGAUGCCCAGCAACUUUCGCUUCAUACGUGUACAACAUGACAUGUUGACUGACCUCAAACGCUUGUCCGAGGAUCAAUUUGACUUCAUCUAUGGGCGAUUUCUCAUCUUUUCAUUACCACCCGAUCUCUAUCGUGAUAUUGUGCAAGAGUGUUGGCGGCUCUGUCGUCCUUCAGGUUACGUAGAAAUGAUGGAAUUGGAUAUGCGUAUCUAUGGGAACCCACAUAUUGGUCCAAUGACCCAAGAAUUGAAUGCACAAGUCAUUCAUUUGAUGGAACGGAGAUCCCUUGAUCCACAUUUCGCACAACAUUUACAAGAUGUCUUUUUCUUCCAUGAGCUUGUGGAACAGAUGCAUCAACAGCAUGGUUACGCCUAUCAUGCCAAGCAUACAUCACUUCCUCUUGGGGUAUGGGGUGGUCGCAUUGGCGUCAUGUUCAGAGACGAUUUACAUGAUAUGAUUGAAAUGAUCCAUAUACGCGAACAACAACGAAAACGUCGACCAUCACCACGACCACGACAGCGGUCCUCAUCCUCGUCUUAUUUUACCUAUAUCGAUCAUUCGGCUUAUACUCAAGAUGAUGAUGAUGAUGAUGACUAUGAUGAUGAUGAUACAAGCGACUUUGUGGAUGACUAUGAUCCUUGGACCGAUCAACGAUUACGAGCAACAUUGGAACAAAUGGAUGAAGAGCUUGAGAUGCAUUGGGCGUUUAUGAAUUUGCAUCAUGCUUAUGCACAAAAGUUGUGA
Lichtheimia ornata is the source of this 1713-nucleotide messenger RNA. RefSeq lists its product as uncharacterized. Lineage: Eukaryota; Fungi; Mucoromycota; Mucoromycetes; Mucorales; Lichtheimiaceae. The record is from RefSeq and is a predicted model, not a curated record. The coding region runs from base 1 to 1713 and encodes 570 amino acids. Gene Ontology annotation, molecular function: methyltransferase activity. The transcript is spliced from 4 exons.